Molecule: messenger RNA, 1242 nt
Organism: Octodon degus (degu)
Lineage: Eukaryota; Metazoa; Chordata; Mammalia; Rodentia; Octodontidae
Gene: Medag
Product: mesenteric estrogen dependent adipogenesis
Exons: 5
Coding region: 105-1016 (303 amino acids)
Cellular component (GO): cytoplasm
Source: RefSeq, a predicted model, not a curated record
GGCGCCGGGACCUCUUCUCCGUGCUGUAACACUGGGGAGGCCGCAGUAGGGCGCGGGCAGGGUCGGGCUGGAACCCGGAGGCCAGGGCGCACCGACGGCUGAGCAUGGCGGGGGCAGCGUGCGAGGCGCAGGCCAGGCCGAGCCUCACCUCCAUCUCAUCGGGGGAGCUGCGCAGCCUGUGGACCUGCGACUGCGAGCUGGCGGUGCUCCCGCUGGCCCAGCUUGUGCGCCUGCAGCCCGGAGCCUUCCAGCUGCGCGGCGACCAACUCCUGGUGUCUGGGCCGGGGAAACCGGCGGCCUCGCGCGGAGGCUUCAACGUCUUCGGGGAUGGCUUUGUACGCCUGGAUGGGCAGCUCUAUCGCCUCAGCAGCUACGUCAAGAGGUAUGUGGAGCUGACCAACUACUGUGAUUAUAAAGACUACAGGGAAACUAUAUUGAGCAAACCAAUGCUGUUCUUUAUUAACGUACAGACCAAACAAGACACCUCAAAAGAAAAGACAUAUGCAUUUCUUGUGAACACAAGGCACCCAAAGAUAAGAAGACAGAUAGAGCAGGGAAUGGACAUGGUCAUCUCCUCAGUGAUUGGAGAAAGUUACCGACUUCAGUUUGAUUUUCAAGAUGUAGUGAAGAAUUUCUUCCCUCCAGGAACUGAAGUGAUUAACGCAGAAAAUCUGAGCUUUGUGUACGAAUUCAAAGCUGAUGCCUUAUUUGAUUUUUUCUAUUGGUUUGGGCUCAGCAAUUCCACUGUGAAAGUGAAUGGAAAAGUUCUGAAUUUGUCAAGUACAAGUCCAGAAAAGAAAGAGACAAUUAAGUUAUUUCUGGAAAAAAUGAGUGAACCUUUUAUCCGAAGGAGCAGUUUCUCUGAUCGAAAAUUCAGUGUAACUUCCAGAGGUUCAAUAGAUGAUGUUUUUAACUGCAAUCUGUCACCCAGAUCAUCUCUGACAGAACCUCUUUUGUCAGAAUUGCCAUUUCCAAGUGUUCUGGAAUCUGAAGAAAUACCCAACCAACUUAUCUGACUGGAUUGAACAUUCUCGGUGUUACUCCUCUACCCCAGAGAGGAGGGGGGACGUGGGCACUUUCACCCCCUUGCUCCCCCAGCUCCCCCAUGCCUUCUACAGAGGGCUCCUUUCUUCACUCCUUUGGCAUCAAGCUCUGGCAGGCCCAGUGCAGCUGGCUUCUUUCAAUGUUACAGUUACAGUGUGGAAGAGCUUUGGCCCCGUGGUGCAGGGUCGAGGCAUGCAG